Molecule: messenger RNA, 2025 nt
Organism: Symbiodinium sp. CCMP2456
Lineage: Eukaryota; Dinophyceae; Suessiales; Symbiodiniaceae
Source: the annotation of a GenBank genome assembly
AUGGGAGGGACGAGGUUUAUCGGCUGCUACUUGGUGGCGAAGCUCCGUGAGCUCGGACAUCAAGUGGUGGUCUGCAACCGUGGAAAGACAAAUGGUGGCCUUCCAGAACGACUGCCGGGGAUUGGCGAUGCCCAGUACCAGCAGAUGCUCGAGGGUGUGACGGUGCUGCAAGCAGACCGAAAGAACCCGGAUCAGCUGAAGGCGGCGGUGUCUUCAGCGGGAAAAUUCGACGUGGUAUUUGACAACAACGUGCGGAAGCUCGAGGACAUUCAGCCACUGGUGCAGGGCCUCCAGGCAAGCGGCGGCUGUGAGCAGUUCAUCAUCAUGAGCAGCGCCGGGGUGUAUGGGCCGACGGACGUCUUGCCGCUCAGCGAGUCUACGCCGGGGGAUCCCAACUCUCGUCACAAGGACAAGCUGGCCUGCGAGAAUUUCCUGGACUCCAUGGGCCUGAACUGGACCUCCAUACGGCCGGUCUACAUCUACGGCCCUCUAAACUACAAUCCUGUGGAGCGGUACUUCUUCGACCGCGUCACACGUGGACGACCGGUCUGCGUACCUUAUGGUGGCAAGUACAUCACACAGCUCGGCCACUGCGAAGAUUUGGCAGAUUUCAUGGCGAAGUGCGUGGGCAAUGGUGCGGUGGCCCGCCAAGUGUACAACAUCUCCAGCCAGGAGUAUGUCACCUUCGACGGUAUGGCCAAGCUUUGCUCUGAAGCAGCCGGAAUGGGGCAGCCGACGAUUGUCCACUACGACCCGAAGACGAUCGAGGUGCCUGAUGGCUUUCCGAAAGCUUUCCCAUUUCGCGGAAUGCAUUUCUUUGCUUCGAUCGAGAAGGCCAAGAAGCACAUGCCGUCAUGGAAGCCCAAGUACAGCAUGUUUCAGGGGCUGAAAAGCUCCUAUGAGCAGGACUACCUGGCGAGGGGUUUCGACAAGAAGGAUCCUGAUUUCCGGACAGACGAUCUGAUUUUGCAGAAGGUGGGUGCUCCAGCAUCUGGUGGCUCUGUCAGCUCUUCCGGGACAUCAGGUAUGUCACCUGGAGCGCUGAAGUACUCCAGUGGCUUCGAGUACGCCUACCAGCGCAAUUCUUAUGCAGACCUGGAGUUCGGAAACGAUGUUGGGUAUCUACCAGAUGGAACAGCUCUGAACACAGCCGGCAACUGCCUCAACCACCCAGAGACCAUUCAGCCCGAUCGUCACACCCCUGGGUCCCCGCUCCCGCGUGCACACUUCCACAACGAUGUGGGCUACUUGCCCGAUGGAACCCCGCUCAACAAAGCUGGCAAUGCCAUCAACCAUCCUGAAAACAUCCAGCCAGACCUUCAUGUACCGGGCUCGCCGCUUCCGGCGUCGGGGUUCUCUGCAGACGUCGGCUAUUUCGUUGACGGAACACCUGUGGAGUUCGCUGGCAACAACUUCCGCGCAGACAAUGCGGUUUCGCCGAAGGCACAUUGGGCUUGCUGGCGCAUGCUUGUCCUAGUCAUUCUAGUGCGACCCCGAAGCGUACUGAACAUGUAUGCACUGCAGCUGGACUUUUGCAAGCGUUUGAGUGCUGCAACAAAAGCGGCCGCGCCAGCAUCUGGUGGCUCUGUCAGCUCUUCCGGGACAUCAGGUUCAGCACCUGUUGCAAUGAACGGCACGCUAAAGUACUCCAGUGGCUUCGAGUACGCCUACCAGCGCAAUUCUUAUGCAGACCUGGAGUUCGGAAACGAUGUUGGGUAUCUACCAGAUGGAACAGCUCUCAACACAGCCGGCAACUGCCUCAACCACCCAGAGACCAUUCAGCCCGAUCGUCACACCCCUGGGUCUCCGCUCCCGCGUGCACACUUCCACAACGAUGUGGGCUACUUGCCCGAUGGAACCCCGCUCAACAAAGCUGGCAAUGCCAUCAACCAUCCUGAAAACAUCCAGCCAGACCUUCAUGUACCGGGCUCGCCGCUUCCGGCGUCGGGGUUCUCUGCAGACGUCGGCUAUUUCGUUGACGGAACACCUGUGGAGAAGGCUGGUAACAAUUCUGUUCCACGAUGA